This is a messenger RNA of Protopterus annectens (West African lungfish), 3137 nucleotides long. Its product is annotated as zinc finger protein 883-like. The record is from RefSeq and is a predicted model, not a curated record. NCBI's taxonomy places the organism in Eukaryota, Metazoa, Chordata, Ceratodontiformes, Protopteridae. The transcript has 4 exons. Gene Ontology annotation, biological process: regulation of DNA-templated transcription. The coding region runs from base 172 to 2289 and encodes 705 amino acids.
UAUAAGGUUACAAGAAAAAAUAAAUACUAGUUAAAGACAGCUUUGUUGUCUUUUCAGCUGAAUGUUAUAUACAUAGUCAGACCUGUGUGGCUUUUUAUUAUUCCCCUUGUCACAACAACAUUUGAAUUUGUGCUUGAAAAGUUUGGCUUGUGGGGCUGGACCUUGAAACGGAUGAUCAUGAAGUUGGAGGUACCAGAAAGUUUUGAAGAUGUUGCUGUUGAGUUUUCAGGAGAGGAGUGGGCGAUGCUGAAUAAACAGCAGAAAGAGCUGCACAGAGAGGUGAUGGUGCAGAACUAUGAGAACAUGAUCUCCUUAGGAUAUAACAUCCCAGUGGCGCAUCUUUGUUUACUUAUUAUAAACAAUGAGAUGAAUACUGAAACAGAUGCAACAGUGCAGCAAAAGCAGCUUCCCAGUAACUGUAUUGGCACUGACAGGAAUGCAGAUUUCACUGAGACUCAAAGUCGGCAGUUAUUUUAUGGAAAGUACUGUUAUUCUGUGUGGGACAAACCUUUGUCAAAUGCAGAGUCAUUCGCAAGACUUAACCCGAUGCAGAUUAGAAGGGAAUACCGUAACUGGGUAGAAAGUAACAAACAGAUUAUCAGGAAAAGUGAACUAGAAAUGAAUCCUGAAAUUAACAAACUGGAAAGGCCUUGUAAAUGGUUUAAUCACAGCAACAGUAUUUCGCUUCGCAGUAGCAACUUGCCUGGUUCAGCUACUCGCAGAAGGAAAAGACAAACAAAUAGAGAAAAGCUACAUAAAAGUGCCAUGCUUGAUGCAGGGCUUACGUGUAAAAGAAAUCUAGCAAAGCAUCCGAUCAUUUAUCCUGGGCAGAAAAUGUUUAAAUGCACUACAAGUGACAAACAUUUUCCACAAAAGUCUAUCAUGGAAAAGCAUCAUUUGAUCAACACAGGACAAAGGCUAUAUAAAUACCCCAUGUUUACUAGGACUUUUGCACGUAAGAGACAUCUAGUAGUGCAUAAGAGAAUCCACACUGGACAAUCACUCUUUAACUGUAGUACACUUGGCAAAAGUUUUAGACAGGAUAACACGAAAAAAUAUAAUUUAGUACAGAGUGAGCAUAAACCAUUUAAAUGUGCUAAAUGUAGCAAGGGUUUUGCACGUAAGGGAGGUAUGAUAAAACAUCUGUAUAUCCAUGCUGAGCAGAAACCCUAUAAAUGUACCACAUGUGACAGAGGUUUUACAGAUAAAAGAUGUUUGGCAGCCCAUCAAAGUGUCCACACUGGACAGAAACCCUAUCAGUGUGCUACUUGUGGCAAGGGCUUUUCACAUAAAAGAAGUCUCGCAAUGCACCAGAGUCUUCACACUGGACACAAGCCCUAUCAGUGCCCCAUGUGUGACAAGAGUUUUGCUGAAAAGAAGAGCUUGACAGUGCAUCAGGAAAUCCACACCGGUCAGAAACCCUAUAAAUGUGGCAUGUGUGAAAAGAGCUUUAGACAAAAAAAUGCUAUGAUGCGCCAUCAGACCAUCCAUACAGGGCAACAGCAGUACAGGUGUAUAACAUGUGGCAAGGGUUUUACAGAUAAAAGAUGUCUGACUGCACAUCAGAGUAUCCAUACUGGACAGAAACCAUUUCAGUGUAACAUGUGUGACAAGGGCUUCACAUAUGUUAGGUGCUUAGAGGCACACCAGAGCAUCCAUACUGGACAAAAACCUUAUCAAUGUGACACAUGUGACAAAGGUUUUACACGUAAGAGAAGCCUGGCAAUGCAUCAGACUAUCCACACUGGACAGAAACCCUUCCAGUGUUCCUUGUGCAACAAGAGUUUCACAGACAAGAAAGGGUUAGCAGUGCAUCAAGUUAUUCAUACCGGGCAGAAACCAUAUAAAUGUGCUUUGUGCGAACAGAGUUUCACACAGAAGGGUAACUUAAUAAGUCACCAGUACAUCCACACUGGGCAGAAACCCUACAAAUGUACCAUGUGUGAAAAGAGUUUCAGACAGAAGAGCACAAUGGUAAGUCAUCAGCGUGUGCAUACUGGGUAUAAACCAUACAAAUGUGGCAUAUGUGACAAGGGUUUUACAGAUAAAAGAUGUUUGGCAGCCCACCAGAGCAUCCAUACUGGACAGAAACCAUAUCAGUGUGCCAUGUGUGACAAGGGUUUUAUGGAUAAGAGAAGCCUGGCAGGACACCAGAGCAUCCACACUGGACGCAAACCUUAUCAGUGUGCCAAAUGUGAUAAAGGAUUUACACGUAAGAGAAAUUUGGCAUUACAUCAGAGUGUCCACACCGAAGUGGAGGAUCCAGAUGGAGUGACAAAAUCAGAUUGAAAGGCUGAGUAACAUGCCAGAAACAGAAUUUAUCCUAAGGACUUGGUGGUAUUAUCAUGUGGGUGACCUUGUUUACAAAAUCACACACAUAUUCCUGUUACUAUGUUACAGAAAAAUAUAAAAAUCAAAAAUAUUUUCCAAUGCUGAAUGCUCCCCUGCAUCAGUGAUGAACAGGAGAGACUGUUGUGUCCCUGUGUGAGGCUGUACGUGAAUGAGAGAAACGUAAGUAACACGUACCAUACAAAACCACAGCGUUAAAAUGAAUUCUAAAAGGUCAUAGUCUGCACAGCUCAAGGGCUGCAUGUGUUUCAGUGCUGCUUGCAUCCACAUGCAUUUUCUUCUUGAUGCCGAAUAAAAAAAAAGCAUGUUUCUUCUAGUGUUUAAUUUCACAGUGCUUGUCUUGCUGAAAACUGUUUAUUUUGCUGAAUGAAUGUGCCCAUUGUUUGUACAUGCUGUACACAAAUAUUUUAGGAUAAGUGUGGAAAAAUCAAGAAGCAUUGAUUCAGAGCCAAGGACAGUUUACUAAUACAGUUUCGAACAAGUACCUAUGCUAAGGCAACCUUCUGGACCUUUAUCUGUAACCUGACAGCUUUAACAGUUUAUAGUAAGAAUGACCAUGUAUACAAAACAUGAGGUUAUGAUUGCACAUGUCAUACUGCAGUGGAAAGGUAUGCAUUUAUUGGUAAGUUGGUAAUAACACUACAUGCACGUCAUUUACAAGAAUCUGUUAAAUAUGUACAACUUAUCUGAAUAGAAAACUGCACUCAGUGCAGUUGUGCCAAUAAUGCCUGUGAAAGCCGUUUGUUCAGCUUUAGACAACAUGUAAUAAAGUACAAAGUAUACAGACA